GCCAUGUUCGUUGGUGUACGUUGAAUGUAAUCAAGUGGCAGAGGUGUCUAGUCGCAUGCGCCAGAGAAGUUCAGCAAUGACGGAAGGCUCCGCCGCUUCUUUUCGCCGCAAAGCCCGAUCUGACGCCUGUCGCGAGUGACGCUUUACACAUCUUUGCUCUGUCUAGCACCUCUAUACAUCCGUGUCCAUCUCGUCAACAUGCAGCUUUCCGAAGAGACCAAGGAGCGCAUCUCGCGCGUCAUUGACAUUUCUCGUGUCGCUGUCCACUAUGGAUACCUUCCCUUGAUCAUCUACCUUGGCUACACCCGCAGCGUGCCCCGCCCUUCUCUGAUCAAGCUCUUCUCUCCUCUCGCCAUCUAAGCAGAAUAAGCUGGCCCGACACUGUACGAUAGACGAACGAGGCGUGAAGUUGUGUUGAGCGUUUACGAGAAAGGCCCAACGAGAUGCAGGACAGCCAGCGGCUUCGACUUCUGCAAUACUACCAAAAGGCUAUUCCUGCCACUUCUUGUACAAAGUAAAAUAUUCUGCCUUGACGAAUGAGGCUCUUUUUGAUGAAUCCACU
Molecule: messenger RNA, 562 nt
Organism: Aureobasidium subglaciale EXF-2481
Lineage: Eukaryota; Fungi; Ascomycota; Dothideomycetes; Dothideales; Saccotheciaceae
Exons: 4
Coding region: 199-360 (53 amino acids)
Biological process (GO): protein insertion into mitochondrial outer membrane; protein import into mitochondrial matrix
Cellular component (GO): mitochondrial outer membrane translocase complex; mitochondrial outer membrane
Source: RefSeq, a predicted model, not a curated record